Messenger RNA from Danio aesculapii, 4647 nucleotides. RefSeq names its product paxillin a (gene pxna). The transcript has 13 exons. Lineage: Eukaryota; Metazoa; Chordata; Actinopteri; Cypriniformes; Danionidae. Gene Ontology annotation, biological process: substrate adhesion-dependent cell spreading; endothelial cell migration; transforming growth factor beta receptor signaling pathway. The coding region runs from base 56 to 3610 and encodes 1184 amino acids. The record is from RefSeq and is a predicted model, not a curated record.
GGACGGAGAGGCUUCAUCGGUUGAGGAGUUCGAGAGGGUUUUGUCCGAGUUUGACAUGCAGGAUUUCACAGGACAUGCUCAAGAUCCACUGCCGGAAACCAAAACAUCAGCUUCUCCAGAGAAAACCUCCAAUAAUUUAUCAGAUUUUACUCCUAUUUCGGUUUCUGGAUUGGAAGAUGUUUUAGAAACGGAGGCAGUUGCGGGUUUGCCUGCUGAAUCAGGUUCAGUUUCGGCUUCAGAAAUGGACUCGGUUGUUCCAUCCAUCACGUGCUCAUUAUCAUCCACUCUUGACCCACAUUCAGCCCCAGAUUCAGCUCCGGUAGCUGUUUCAGGGACUCUGGGAACUGAAGGAGUGUAUGCUGGUUGUUCUGGCGUUCAUUUGUGUGAUUCGGAUGAGCCGUACAUGAUCCCAGAUGCAGACUGGGUGACCGGUGGAGAUGCUCUUCUCGCGGAUUUGGAGUCCACAACCUCCCACAUUUCCAAACAAGGCGUUUUUCUGCCAGAAGAGACUCCAUACUCCUGCCCCAGAGGAAGCGACUCUUAUCAGGACGUGUCGUCUCCGCCUCGAGUCAUUUCCCCUCCUGCUGAAACUCUGAAUGGAUCUUGGGUAGAAAAGCCAGAAUCAAAGCACUCAUCAACCCAGUCUUUCAACUCGGCCCCGAAAAGCAGCAGUCCUCGCGUGUCGCAGUCUGAGGAAGAGCACGUCUACAGUUUCCCCAACAAACAGAAGUCGAUUGAGUCUCCCACCGCCGUCAUGAACUCAUCUCUGGGCAGUAACCUGUCAGAACUGGACCGUCUGCUGCUGGAGCUCAACGCUGUGCAACACAGCACACCAGCCUUCCCUGCUGAAGAGACCUGCCCACCCAAACCAGCCAACAACAGCCAACGCUAUGUCCCAGAAAACGGCGUCUCAUCAGUGGUGAAAGCAGCUCCUCCGAAGAUAGAGAAACCCAAACGCAAUAUACCUGCAAAGGUGAUCGAAGACGCCAGGCCCAGUGUGGAAAGCCUGUUAAAUAAGUUGGAGAGCUCCAUCCCGGCUCCUGUCGCUGCCCAAUCAGUGCCAAUGGUUUCUGAGUUGAGAGGAGUUCAGGAAGAGACUCCUGCCCAGCAGCAGGCCCGAAUCUCAGCUUCUUCAGCCACACGAGAACUCGACGAACUCAUGGCUUCACUGUCUGACUUCAAGGUUCAGAGCAAUUCUGGUUCUUUGUUGGUUCAGGAGGACUUGAUUUCCACUGAAGGGUCAGAACUUUCAAAUCCUGUGGUCACAGACCCUUCCGUCACAGACACGGAAGAAUCUGACCACAAUGUUUCUUCCUCAAAUUGCACACCACUUCUCCUGGAACUUCACAUUGUUGAGGAAUUGGCAACUGUAGCUCCAGUAUGUAACUCCACGGUGAUCUACACAUCUUCCAAGACCCAUUCAGAGAAGGUGCUGGUAGUUUCAAGUAAACCUCGAUUAUCUCCAGAACCACCUGGAAAAACACCAAGCUUACCAACAUCAAGUAUAAACAAUAGUGAAGUAAAACCACCCAAGACUGUCAACCCAAAAACUUCAAGUCCACUUUCUAUCUCUAAAGACACUCCACCUGUUGUAGCAAAGGUUUCUUCGCCAAUUACAAUUCCAAGGAUUUCAAGCCCAGUGGCAAAAAGCCCAAGUCCACCAGAGAUGAUCUCUUAUCGAAUUGACAGUCCUGUAACAGUUGCUAAAACCUCAAGUCCAGUGGUGGUAAGAAAGAGCCCAAGCCCCAUCACAACUAUUAAAGCAUGCAAAAGUCCAGUUCCUGGAGCCCUUGCCAAGACCCAAAGUCCAGAGCCAGGGAUUGCUCGCAAGAGUCCAGUGCCAACUACCAUUACACUGCCCACUCCUCCAGUUUCAUUAAAUCCCAAACCUUCCAAAGAGAAACCUGAGAACUCUGAACUGGGCAUAUUGGGAAUAAAUCUUCCUUGCCCCAAGCCUCUUCUGGAGGAAGCUCUGGAUAAGUUGUUGACAUCCAGUCUUGAUGUCCAACCAGAGCCGGUGAAGCAGCCUAUAGGAUCUCCUUUCUUUUCCGAGGUAAAUAAUGAUGUUCUGGAGCUACUUCAUCAGUCGAUGCCACAGGAUGGCUUGGGAAAACUCAGUUGGAUGGAUGAAUUCCCAAAUCCCGCAUCGCACCCUGGAGCAUCAGAUGUUUCUCUGGAUCUUCCACUUCUCCAGCCUUCUGCUGUUGAAAGGCUGUCCGCUUCUGGACAACUUAAAUCGGUCAUCAGACGCACUAAGGAAACGCCCAACGUCCAUCCAAUGUUUCGUGACGGCCACUUGCGCAAAAAAAUGGGCCCUGUCUUUCUCAACAAGAGUAACUCGCAGGAUCUGCUCAUUGAAGAGCUGCAAGGGAAACUGGGAAUCGGCCGUAGUGAGCGGCCACGGAAACAGCCGGAAGACUGGCUUACAGAAGGUGUGAUUGUCUGUUCUAACCCGCAGCGCUUAAGAGAGGAGGGUGGUGUAUCACCAACGGUUGAUAAGAUCAUCAUUCCUCCAGACUCUCCCAGUCCUCAAAAAAAAGUCCUAACCCAUCCUGUCGCUAAAAAGCCGGUGCCUGUGGCUCAUAUUCCCGCCCCUCUCCCCCCACCUCCUCCUCCCCCCAGAGAGCCCUCUCCUCCUCCCGCUCCUCCAGUUCCAGCUCCGCCUCCACCUAAAGACCCCACCCCUCCACCCUCUCCUAAAGCUGUGACCCCGCCCCCUCCACCAAAGGUUUUAGCGUCUGUGGGCUGCCAAACGGAAUAUGAACCUCUUUUUCCACCGAUUAUGGCUCAGGGCAAGAGUUCCCCCACCAGCGUACCGAAGCAGGGGAAUAAACUGGACAAUAUGCUGGGAAGCCUGCAGUCAGACCUCAACCGACUGGGUGUCCAGACUGUUGCCAAAGGCGUUUGUGGAGCUUGCAAAAAACCCAUCGCUGGCCAGGUGGUGACAGCAAUGGGUCGGACGUGGCAUCCGGAACAUUUCGUGUGUACUCAGUGUCAGGAGGAAAUCGGCUCCAGAAAUUUCUUUGAGCGGGACGGUCAGCCGUACUGUGAAAAGGACUAUCACAGCCUCUUCUCUCCACGCUGUUACUACUGCAGCGGACCUAUUCUGGACAAAGUGGUGACCGCAUUAGACAAAACCUGGCAUCCAGAGCAUUUCUUCUGUGCCCAGUGCGGGUCAUUCUUUGGGCCUGAGGGUUUUCAUGAGAAGGAGGGAAAGGCGUACUGUAGGAAGGAUUACUUUGACAUGUUUGCCCCUAAAUGUGGCGGCUGUGCCCGUGCCAUCCUGGAGAACUACAUCUCCGCUCUCAACUCUCUCUGGCAUCCUGAGUGUUUUGUCUGUAGGGAGUGUUUCACUCCAUUUGUGAAUGGCAGUUUCUUCGAGCAUGAAGGGCAGCCGUACUGCGAGGCUCAUUAUCACGAGAGACGCGGCUCGCUCUGCUCCGGCUGUCAGAAACCCAUCACCGGCCGCUGCAUCACCGCCAUGGGCAAGAAGUUCCACCCCGAGCAUUUCGUCUGCGCCUUCUGCCUUAAACAGCUCAACAAGGGCACAUUCAAAGAGCAGAACGACAAGCCCUACUGCCAAGGCUGCUUCAUCAAGCUCUUCAGCUAGAGUCUGAUGCGCGUUUGAACACACACCAUCCGAGAGAGAGCAGAUAGUGUCAUCUUGUGGCGGUAGUAAGCAUUACACCAGCUUGUUCUUGUGCCAAAACACUGUCCGACUAAAGUGUAGAUCUUCAGGGAAGCAUUACCACUUUUUUAAAGCCUUUUUUAAUACAAAAAACACGCGCUUCCCCUGGAUCCAGCCUAAAUCUGAUCCUUAAAUUGCGUAUUUUAGAUCUUAUCGACUGCAUCUGACAAAUCAAGAUCUAUUUUUGUACUCGUUUUACACACAAACACACACAGCUGAACUUGAAUACAUGUAUGCACACAUCUCUUUGCACAUUUCUAGUUUUAUUUUAUCGCUGGUUUUAUUUUAGCUUCUUCGUCGGUCAUGUUUUCUUUCAAAGGUGCAAUAAUAUCAUCAGUUGGCAUCAUAUUAAAGUAUUUUUGGUUCUCUGAGAGUCUAGUCAGCUCUGAUUUUAUUCUGCAUGUCUCAUCAUCGCCUUAUAAAGUGCACUCGUUCACUUUUUAUGUUGAUGAUCGUCUCUUUUUUUAUAUUUGUUGGGUGGUUUCUGUUAUUUCGGGAUGGCUGGAGUGGUUCGCGCUUCCAUCCUGAUGUCUUGGAGUUUGACUGUCACUUCUGCAGUUUUCAUACAUGUUUUAUUAUUACAAAAAGCCUUCAUGGAGAUGCCAGUCUUCCUCAUGCCUCCUCCACAGUGUGCCUAUUGCCACCAGGCAUAUUUUUGCAUUUUAAUUAUGAUUAUUUUUGUCUUAAUGCCUCGUAUGAUGAGUUUGAUAUACAUUUCCCCCCUCUCCACUUAUUUGAUUUCCUACUGUAUGCAAGUAAAUAUAUUAAAGUCUUAUGAAUGAUAGUUGAUGGCGGCUUUAUUUGAUUGUUUUUUUUCAGUUCAGUAAUUUAAAGAUUUGCUGUUUUCAAGGUGAUGUCAGGUUUUAUUCAUAAUCGACUGAUGACAUUCACAUUGUAUUUAAAACCUGGGGUGUAAAUGGACUUUACAAUGCAUUGAAUAAAUACCAGGCUCUAAUAGA